Messenger RNA from Ipomoea triloba (trilobed morning glory), 1311 nucleotides. Its product is annotated as protein trichome birefringence-like 38. Lineage: Eukaryota; Viridiplantae; Streptophyta; Magnoliopsida; Solanales; Convolvulaceae. Gene Ontology annotation, cellular component: Golgi apparatus. The record is from RefSeq and is a predicted model, not a curated record. Bases 44 to 1162 code for a protein of 372 amino acids. The transcript is spliced from 5 exons. Gene Ontology annotation, molecular function: O-acetyltransferase activity.
GUUGUUUCAGAAUAGUACCAAGUAAAUUUUUGUUUUUACAAAGAUGGAAGUUUGGAACAAGCCCUGCAGCUCACUAGUUUACAUUUUUGUUCUGUUUAUGUUGUCUUUUCGCCCGUCCUCCAGUGACAUAGCAGUCCUACAGCAUCAUCUUGAAUCACAGCACGCGAUUAGCAGCUGUAAUCUGUUCCAAGGAAGUUGGAUCUACGACGAAUCAUACCCGAUAUACAACUCAUCGGUUUGUUCAUUUAUCGAUAAAGAAUUCGAUUGCCAGGGAAAUGGGAGGCCUGAUAAGCUGUAUCUCAAGUACAGAUGGAAGCCUUCUGCAUGUGAAAUGCCCAAAUUUGAUGGUAGGGAUCUUCUGAGGAGGCUAAAAGGGAAGAAGCUAAUGUUUGUUGGGGAUUCGUUAAGCCUCAACCAGUGGCAGUCCUUAACAUGCAUGUUGCAUGCAGCACUGCCCCAAUCAAACUUGGCAAUCCAAAGAAAAGGGGCCUUCCCCACAUUUAAUUUCCCAGAGUUUAAUGUUUCUGUGAUGUUAUGUCGGAAUCCAUUUCUGGUCGAUUUGGUGACAGAGAAGAUAGGAAGAGUGCUAAAGCUUGAUUCAAUCCAAAAUGGCAACUCCUGGAAAGGGUAUGACAUGCUCAUCUUCAAUACAUGGCAUUGGUGGCUUCAUAAGGGAAGCAGCCAACCAUGGGAUUACAUCCAGAAAGGUGAUCAAGUGUACAAAGACAUGGAUCGUAUGGUUGCGUUUGAAGAGGGACUGAAAACAUGGUCGAAGUGGGUAGAUUCCAACGUUGAUCCUUCCAAGACCAAAGUGUUUUUCCAAGGCAUCUCUCCAACUCAUUAUAGAGGUGAGGAAUGGAAUGCAAGUAAGGGAAUGAGUUGCAAAGGAGAAACCCAACCCAUAGCAGGGUCAACCUAUCCUGGAGGACCACAUCCUGCAACAGCAGUGGUGAAGCAAGUGUUGAGUAACAUGUCAAAACCAGUAACAUUAUUAGAUAUAACCACACUUUCUCAGCUAAGAAAAGAUAGCCAUCCAUCUGUAUAUGGUGAUGAUGCCACUGGAAGUGAUUGUAGCCAUUGGUGCCUUGCUGGUGUGCCUGAUACCUGGAAUCACCUCUUGUAUGCAAUUCUGGUCUCUCAAGGAAAAUCAAAGCCAAUGUAAUUAUAUAUAUAUAUAUAUAUAUUUUAAAGAGACAAAAAUGUUGGUAUUUUUGCCUCUACUAAACUUGUAAAUAAUGAAAUGUUAUCCAUAUAAUUAUUUAUGAAAUAUUAUAUUUCCACCAAGUAAUAAAAGGAUGAAAUUGUAUUUUU